AAUCUAUAUAUAUAUAUAAAUGCAUAUAUAAAGCUGCCAGGUUAAUUUGCAGACUUUAAUCCCGGACUGCCCUUGACCUGUUACUUAUUGACAGUGAUGCGCUCGAUAGCCAUGUUUCUGACGGGUGCCAAUCCGACUGGUACAAAGGUGUCCGCCGUGACGUCCGUGCAGCUCGGGGCCAAACGUGUUUUCACACUUCAUCGCUCAACCCUGCACUAUGGGGAGCCAUUAUCCGGCCCAUUUGAAGGAAAGGUCAACUAACGUCUGACUAAUGUGAAUGUCUAUGGGGACUGAGGGUCAUUCACACAUUUACACCAUUUGCAGAUCCAGAGAUGAUUCCCGGUUAACUUAGCGUGAGGUAAAUUGGAGCCUAAAAAGUUGUUAACCUCUGGCUCACAUCAUCCUGAGAGGAAGAGAUGGGGAGGCACGAUGACGUCCACAAGGGAGAAAGGAGCCCCCUGUGGUCUACUCUCUCGCUGCUUGCACUAACUUAAAGGUUAAAGUUAACUAGUUAACUGGCUCUACAGUUAGAGUCAAACACUGCCUGCUUCAUGAAUGUAUUCCACAAUCAAUCAAUGGUUGUCAAUUGUUUGAAUGCAUGCUUAUUGUCUAUAGAUAGUCAUUGUGCUCGUGUAUGUCAUAUAUUUCUUUGAUUAUACAGGGCUCAUCUCAUAGGCACAUGUGGUUUAUUAUGUCUGUUUUUUAAUCCGUUUAAUUCAUGAGGUGACAAGUUAAUUUCAAUCACAGUAUUUUGCUGCCCUACAUUUGAUCAUACUGUAAUGUUUCAGAUGUAACCACUUAACACUGUGAUAUACUGAGAACUCAGGGAAGGGUGACAAGUGCAUGUUUAGUUAAUGGGGAACUGGGAUGGGGGAAACCGAGGUGACAAAGUUCUGGGCCAAAGUUCUGGAGUGUUGUGAUUGGUCAGUGCAUGUUGGGGGUAGCCACACUGCGUGGGAAUAUAACCUGAAGCCUGAGGCCAGAUCAGAAGUUCUUUGCAAACUAGCUCUGGUUUUGUUAUUACUUUUGUGCAAGUGACAGUAACGUCUUUAUCUUUCAAGCCUUGUCCUUCCCGACCUCUCGUAUUUAAAGUGUUGAAGUCUGGGUGAUCGUCCACCACGCGGUCAAGCAAAGAGGUCAGCCCUGGGCCCGACCUUUGCCCCGUCUGGCCCCGUUUUAAAGAGCCCUAGCGAAGGGUUGGCAUCCACGCUGGAGGACUUGGCAUUUGCACACUCGAGUUGAGACACUGGCGAGGCAGCCAAGACUCUUACAGUGUCAACAGAUUACUUUCAGAGGACACAGCAUACCAAGUGGGUCCUCCAGCACACCGGAGAACGCCAUUCAGGGAACCGUAGGCUGUUAGCCACCAGCAAUGACAACGUUCGACGACAUCUUGGAGGAGGCGGGGAAGUUCGGCCGAUGCCAGAAGCGCAUCUUCGGCCUGCUGUGCAUGGUUUCCAUGCCCUGGGCCGGGGUCUAUGUGGGCAUCGUUUUCCAGGGCUUCACCCCGGAGCACUGGUGCCGUGACCCGGACGUGGCGGCCCUGAGCAAGAGCUGCGGCUGGAGCCCGUUGGAGACGCGGCGGCUGGCCGUGCCACUGGAGAACCGCUCGGGGGAGACGGUGCGCAGCACGUGCCAGCGCUACGACGUGGACUGGAACGCCACGGGGCUGGCCUGCGAUCGGACGGAGGUGGACCUGAGCAAGGCCCCCCUGGCGGCGUGUAAGCACGGAUGGGAGUACGACUAUGAGGGCCGGCAGUCCUUUGUGACAGAGUUUGACCUGGUGUGCGCCGACAGCUGGCUGGUGGACAUGUACCAGGCCACCCUCAAUGUGGGCUUCCUGGUGGGCAGCAUCGCCACUGGCUACCUGGCCGAUAGGUUCGGCAGGAAGAUCAGUUUUCUGAUGUCCAACGUGUUGAACGGCAUCAUGGGCAUCCUGGUUGCCGUGGCGCCCAACUACGUGUCUCUGCUGGUGUUCAGAGCGCUCUACGGCUUCGGCAUCAAAGGAGGAUGGGUGGUGGGAUAUGUGCUCAUCACAGAGCUGGUGGGUGUGGAGUACAGGAGGACCGUGGGGGUGCUCUACCAGAUGUUCUUCAGCGUGGGCAUCAUGCUGCUCCCCCUGCUGGCCUACUACAUCACAGACUGGCGCUGGCUGCAGGUGGUCAUCACCGUGCCCUACAUCCUCUUCCUCUCCUACUACUGGUUCAUCCCAGAGUCUCCCAGGUGGCUCCUCUCUCAGAACAACUCUGCCAAAGCGGUGGAGAUCACCGAGGCCAUUGCCAAGGAGAAUGGGAAGACUCUCUCCAAGAAGAUAGAGACCCUAAGAGACGAUAACGCUGAAACGUUGAAUCCCUCCUUCAUGGACCUGGUCAGGACCCCCAGGAUGCGGAAACACACCCUGAUCCUCAGCUUCAACUGGUUCACCAGUGCCGUGGUGUACCAAGGCCUGAUCAUGAGACUGGGCAUACUGGGAGGAAACGUCUACAUCGACUUCCUCAUCUCGGGCCUCGUGGAGUUCCCCGCCGCGUUCCUCAUCCUCUUCACCAUCGAGCGCAUCGGGCGCCGCCUUCCCUUCGCCACCGCCAACAUCGUGGCGGGGGCCGCAUGCUUCAUCACCGCCAUGUUACCCGACAGUCUGUUCUGGCUGAAGACGACGGUGGCCUGCAUCGGCCGCCUGGGCAUCACCAUGUCCUUUGAGAUGGUGGUGUUUGUGAACACAGAGCUCUACCCCACCUUCGUCAGGAACUUUGGCGUGUCCGUGUGCUCUACACUGUGCGACGUGGGUGGGAUCGUGGCCCCCUUCCUGCUCUACAGGCUGGCGGUGAUCUGGCUGGAGCUGCCCCUCAUCAUCUUUGGAUCCCUGGCGUUCGUCGCCGGCGGCCUGGUGCUGCUGCUCCCCGAGACCAGGGGCAUCCCGCUGCCCGACACCAUCGACGACAUCGAGUUCCCCGAAAGAGCCCAGGAGAAAAUUGAGCUGAAGAAGCAGCAACUCGACAACCUGUUGGCAACCAUCCCCUCCACAGAUGUCAAAGACCCCGUCGCUGUUUGAUGUCCGUUAUUGUCAGGGUCAGGGUUUAGGUCGCCGACGUAUUUAUUGAUGUAGCAGGGGACUGAGAGCUCUGUGUAUUUAUGUAAAAAACUUUCAUUACGCAUGUUUUAUUACUGUUAUUAACUGUUUGUGUCACUCUCAGUCCAGGGGCUCUGGCUGUGUUCGAUUUGGCCCUCUUGUUCUCUCAUGCCCUUCAUAAGGAUAACUAUAUAUCAGGCUACCCUAUUUAGGGUAUAAUUAUGCAGGGAAUUCGGACACAGAUGAUGCGCCAGAGAGCCAUCGAGGUGCCGUGUGUUGGUGGCAGAAACAAGCUGACACGUGCUAGAAGUCACCCUGGGACAGCUCAUUAGUAAAAUGACUGAAUGGGCUGACCCAUCUCUUCUUGAUGAAUCUGUCGACAAGGAAGACCGCUAUACAUCAUGGGAUGUAUAGUGAGGAAAAAAGUGUGCAUCUGUGGUACAAUUUUUUACGUUGCAUUAUGGGUUUUAAGUAGUGAACCCGAGUUGUGCACAACAAACACCACAAAACAGUAGGGCUGAACGAAUAAUCGAAUUCAAAUCGAAAUCGCGAUGUAAUAGAACGCGGUAUGCAAAUCGCAAAGGCUGCGAUUAAAAAGAAAAAAGAAAAAAAAAGUGAUUUGCUACCGUAACUGACUGGAAAUCAGUACAAUUCAUUUAUUUUUAUUUUUAUUUUACAAUUCAAUAGUUAAAUAAAGAAGUUUAUAAUAUAAAUUAAUCUCAACACAUCGGCCUGGCCUAAAGGAAAGAGCAAAUUUUAUGUUGACUGCUUCCAAUGUUGUGUUGGUCGUUCUAAAGAAUGAUGAUUUAUUUCAUUUUUAGUGAAUAAUACACAACAUAAGGAACUCAAUAAAUUAUAAAAAUCGCACAUUAAAUCGCAAUCGCAAUAGCCCGAUAUAGGGCACCGGUGGACCAAGCCUCUUUUCAUGUGUGAUUCCCUGAUGGAGGAACAACCUAGCUCCAUGCAGUCCUCAGAAAUGCUCCUUAUUUCUUAAAGAAAUCUUCAGAAGCCCCUCCUCUUCAGGAAUCAUCUCAUAAACGGAUGUGUGACCCUGGUUGUUAAGAGCUGUUAGGUUUUAGCUCCUGUUUUUUUUUUUUAAAUGUACUAUCUUUUAUGUCUCUGAGAUGCCAUGAUAAUAAAAAAGUUCAAAAUGAA
Molecule: messenger RNA, 4222 nt
Organism: Gadus macrocephalus (Pacific cod)
Lineage: Eukaryota; Metazoa; Chordata; Actinopteri; Gadiformes; Gadidae
Gene: slc22a2
Product: solute carrier family 22 member 2
Exons: 11
Coding region: 1373-3049 (558 amino acids)
Biological process (GO): transmembrane transport
Cellular component (GO): membrane
Source: RefSeq, a predicted model, not a curated record